Molecule: messenger RNA, 912 nt
Organism: Lactuca sativa (garden lettuce)
Lineage: Eukaryota; Viridiplantae; Streptophyta; Magnoliopsida; Asterales; Asteraceae
Source: RefSeq, a predicted model, not a curated record
ACGGAACAUUCAGUUUUAAGACAUUUCAUCCGUUUCUUUCUCUCGCCCUCUCGCUAUCCAUCUGACUGGUCAUUGACGUCGAUGACUACCACGAUCACGGCGACUUUCACAACGAUAAUAAUAAGUUUGGUAGAUAAAUCCCUCACCUCAGAUUCAUCAAAUCUUGGAGCUUAAUUUAGGGUUUGAUCCAAGCCAAAUGGGGUUCAUCUUGUUCGCCGGGAGACUUCUCUUUGCUUCUCUCUUCAUACUAUCUGCUUAUCAACUGUAUCAUGAAUAUGGAACAGAUGGAGGGCCAGCUGUAAAGGUUCUUGAACCAAAACUUGAUGUGUUCACUAAAUUGAUUGCUUCUAAAGCUGGCAUACAAAUUCCUGAAAUUGAUACGAAACAUGUAGUUUCAGCAGUGAUUGUUCUUAAAGGCUUUGGUGGAGUUGGCUUCAUAUUUGGUAGCUAUGCUGGUGCCAUUUUACUGGUUCUGCAUCAGCUUGUUUUUACACCCGUGUUGUAUGAUUUCUACAACUAUGAUGUUGAAGAUGCAGAAUUCGGUCAACUUUUUACUAAAUUCACACAGAAUAUGGCUUUGCUUGGAGCUUUAUUAUAUUUCAUAGGAAUGAAACACUCGAUAUCAUUGCGUCAACAAAGAAAGGUUCCCAAGACAAAAACAGGCUAAUCACUCCUUAGAUGCAUAAGAAUCCUUUAAUCUAUGUAUGAUUAUCUUAGAAAAAUCAUGUCCAUUUGUAUUUGUAUUUUUUAUUUUAUUUUAUAGGGACUACAUUAGUUGGGGUUCAUUUUUUCUUAUUUAAACUUGAUACCCUUUUAAUGUGAGGUUGAUUAUUCAUUGCCGUAUCAUGCAAAUUAACUUUUCGACUGAUAGUAUUGUAUGGUGACUUGAGAUAUUUCAUAUUUGUUUGGCUG